UACGAUAUCUCUCACUGCAUCACCCGGAUCGUCCAGGGCUGGGGCAACUACAACUUCGGCUACGACGAAGACCACACGUCGGGCGGCUCGUUCCGGCGUGAGACCGGCACCGCUCUGGGCGCCAAGGUGGGCUCAUACGGCCUGCGCGACGCCGACGGCCGCGUGCGCGUCGUCAGCUACGUGGCCGACGAGCUGGGCUUCCGGGCGUCGAUCUCCACCAACGAGCCCGGAACCGUGCCGUCAACGCCUGCCGACGUAUCUAUAGGCGCUACUCAACAAGGCACAGCUGCGCCAGCGGUGCCGGGUGAGUAAGGGAGACUUGCACAGUAUUACGUUUUCAAUGGGCGCUAGAGUCACACGGUAGUCUUGCAACAUGCCUUUAAGAAUGACAGAAUAAGGCGAGCGACUUCGGUGAAAAGAACAACCUGAUAACUUUGACCCCCUAUUCGAAGUUUCUGAUCAGCAUCUUAAUCUUAUGGAUAUCGUUAGUACCGGCCGCCAAGGGUUUUCAGCGUAUUACAAUCAGCCAUCGGCUACCGCAAU
Messenger RNA from Dermacentor andersoni, 543 nucleotides. The record is from RefSeq and is a predicted model, not a curated record. NCBI's taxonomy places the organism in Eukaryota, Metazoa, Arthropoda, Arachnida, Ixodida, Ixodidae.